Messenger RNA from Gossypium raimondii (Peruvian cotton), 2813 nucleotides. RefSeq lists its product as uncharacterized. Bases 343 to 2394 code for a protein of 683 amino acids. NCBI's taxonomy places the organism in Eukaryota, Viridiplantae, Streptophyta, Magnoliopsida, Malvales, Malvaceae. Gene Ontology annotation, cellular component: mitochondrial inner membrane. The transcript has 10 exons. Gene Ontology annotation, molecular function: S-adenosyl-L-methionine transmembrane transporter activity. The record is from RefSeq and is a predicted model, not a curated record.
AUUAUUUUACUACAUAAUUUUUAGAAAAUCCCAGUUCAAAGUCUCCAUUUUCAAAACCUGGCUUAAACCCUAUUAUUCUCGGGAAGCAAACAUUUCUCCCAUUCUAUUCUCUCGAGAAAAUGGUUCACUCCGGUCAAGUGUCUCUCUUUCUCUCUCGUAAUCUACCACGUUCACUGAGGGAUGUUGUACAGUUAUUCAGCUUGCUCAGUAAUUCAAUGUCGAACCGUUUUGUUUGCUCAAAUUACCGGAAAUAGAAGAUCGGGACCAAUUUUCUGUUACUUUGUAUGUGAGAUACUGUUGUGAUAACUGCUUUUUGAGGUAGCCUUGAAAGAUACCUAGAAAAUGUCUACCUCUAAAAAGUCAUAUAGAAGUAGUCAACCUUCACUCAAGUACAGGUUGAGCGUAGUUGAGGGGGUUUUCUUUGAGAUUGGUGAGCUUGUUCCUGAAGAAUAUACCCCUUCCCCGCCUGAUACAAAUAGGAAAACCCGAAUAAAGGCUCAUGCCAAGCAAACUCAAAUACUGAGCACUGCUGAGUUGAUCUCAUCAUUAAACCAGAUAUGGAACUAUGCAAGCUCUAUUGCUAUCCCUCAACAACAGACAAAUCUGGAAAGAGCCCGUCUUGUCUCUCAAAAAGAGGAUAUAUUGGUCAAAUUGGGGUCGGAAGAAAAUGGCUCGGGAUCUAUUUCAGCUGAUAGAAAAUACUUUUGCAUUGAUUUGAGGACAGCUAGGCAGUUGUCAUCUCUCAGGAAGCCAAACUUCGAUAUUGUCAAAAUAACCAAGAAAAUGUCCAUGUUCGAAUCUUCUAAUGGAAAUAUUAACCCUUCAUUUUACCAGGGGCUUUUUUGCGGUGGCUCUGACUUUGCCAACGAGGAUUGGAAAGGAAAGGGGCUUGCGGCUGUUGGAUUUUCAUAUGAAUUUGGAAAUAUCUACAAAUGGAUGAGAAAGAUGAUUCCUGCUGGCCUUCAGCAUUUUGUAAAAUUCCCAGAGAUUGAGAAUAAGAAAAUUGGUAAAUAUUGCAUUGCUGCAAGUAGUGGUAUAGGGAACUGCAUUUCAGCAGAUAGAACUAGUCUGACAGAUAACUUACCCACUGAAAAUGCUGAGCGUUAUUCUCAUUGCAUCGAAUCUAAAGAUCUGUCCAUAUCUCAAGAUAUGAAACCGGUUAUGAAUACAGGAGGAACCACCUCUCUGUGCUCAGAUUAUUUCCUCAUUGAUGCUCAAGAAACCGAGGCAGAUUGUAGUGGUUCGAGGACUCCAGAUUCCGAUCUUUGUGCAGAUUCUCAUAUAAACUCUUUAGCUUCCCAUUAUAGUGCAUACAAAGAGUGGCAACCGCUUAGUGAUGGUAGCGAGUACCAUGAAAAUCAACAAAAACAAUUGGAAGUAUUUUCCACAAAUGGCGGUCGAAUGGAAAGUCACUUAACUGCAAUUGCCAGUGAAAAACCUCAAUUUGCUCUUGCUAAACAAGAGCAUGCUUUUGCAGGGGCUUUUGCUGGAAUAUUUGUUAGCCUAUGCCUACAUCCAAUUGAUACAGUUAAGACAGUCAUUCAAUCUUGUCAUGCAGAGCAGAAGUCAAUAUUUUAUAUUGGAAGAUCAAUAAUUUCUGAAAGAGGCUUCACUGGAUUAUAUAGCGGCAUUGCUAGCAAUAUUGCAUCUUCAGCUCCAAUAUCUGCCCUUUAUACUUUCUCAUAUGAAUCAGUCAAAGGGGCUUUGCUUCCUCUUCUCCCUAAGGAGUAUCAUUCUUUAGCUCAUUGCAUGGCUGGUGGUUGUGCAAGCGUUGCUACUUCUUUUAUUUUUACACCUAGUGAGCGUAUAAAGCAGCAGAUGCAAGUUGGUGCACACUAUCAAAACUGCUGGAAUGCCUUGGUUGAGAUUAUCAGAAAGGGGGGUCUGCCUUCACUCUACACUGGGUGGGGGGCUGUACUCUGCAGGAAUAUUCCAAAUUCAAUUAUCAAGUUCUACACAUACGAAAGCUUGAAGCAAGUCAUGUUGACAUCAUUGCAAUCACCUACUCAACUGAACACAUUACAGACUCUAGUUUGUGGUGCCCUGUCUGGUUCAACUGCGGCUUUCUUUACAACUCCCUUUGAUGUGGUGAAGACAAGAUUACAGACACAGAUACCUGGAUCUCUGAGCAGAUACAAUAAUGUGUAUCAUGCCCUUCAAGAUAUAUGGAUGCAUGAAGGGUUGAGUGGUCUAUCCAGGGGAUUGAUUCCUCGGUUGGUUAUGUAUACGACUCAAGGAGCACUCUUCUUUGCUUCAUACGAAUCUUUCAAGCAAUUACUCUCCUUGGAGAGGCCACAAUUAACCGCUCACGAACAGGAAAAGGAAAACAAAGAUGACUCUACAUCGCAAUUACCAUCAUCAUCGCCAUCAAGGUUGCACAGUUGCCAUUCAUAAUAGUUAGAAAAGCACAUACAUAAAAGCAUUGUUAGCAAGCUGAUGAAUGACGCAUACAGCAUUUAAAGCAUGUCAAUUAACUAUUUUUUGGUUGCGGAGACCUUUCUAAGGAAAUCUGUGAUCAAAUAAUGAUGGAAAACUGAUUGAAGGCAGAGGCUGAAAUGUAAGCCGACAGUUUCCCAUGUUGCCAUUUAUGUUUGAAGUUUCUUUUGUGCUAAUAAAAGUUGCUAAAUCAGGGUUGACUGAAUAAUGACCAUUGGUUAGCCUUCUGUUAGAUGUCGACAUGUUUUUCAGAGAUUAACGUGUAUAUAUUUUGGAUCAUUUAUGUUAAUUGUUUAUUUUUCUGAAAGAUCUAUAUUCCACAUUGUAUUUGAAACAUUUGGAGAUAAAUAUGGAUAUGAUCUUUCAAAGUGGUGCAA